Molecule: messenger RNA, 417 nt
Organism: Miscanthus lutarioriparius
Lineage: Eukaryota; Viridiplantae; Streptophyta; Magnoliopsida; Poales; Poaceae
Source: the annotation of a GenBank genome assembly
AUGACCGCUUUUUUGCAAAGGAGGGCAUGUGCUCUUUGGAAAUCAAACGACGCAGUGAGCCACAACGUUCCAGCUGGAACUCAUCUUAUUGAGGUCUCCUCGAUUGGUUACUUCUUUUCCCCAGUUCGAGUAGAUAUCAGUGCAAGGAAUCCUGGUUAUAUUCAAGCAGCAUUGACUGAAACCAGAAGAGUCCUAAAUGAGCUUGUUCUGGAACCUCUGAAAGAAGAGCAGUACUAUGAGGUUAGGGAGCCUUUCUCCGUCAUGUCACUUUUGAAGAGCCCCAUGGGGUUGAUGGUUGGUUUUAUGGUCUUAAUGGUCUUCGUGAUGCCCAAGCUGAUGGAGAACAUAGUUAUCAUUAAUGCUGGAAGUACAGUUGCACUUCAGUUUCAUAGUUUUCUUCAGCAUUUGAAAUGCUAA